Messenger RNA from Halichondria panicea, 1297 nucleotides. RefSeq lists its product as uncharacterized. The transcript has 3 exons. The coding region runs from base 42 to 1172 and encodes 376 amino acids. NCBI's taxonomy places the organism in Eukaryota, Metazoa, Porifera, Demospongiae, Suberitida, Halichondriidae. The record is from RefSeq and is a predicted model, not a curated record. Gene Ontology annotation, cellular component: centrosome.
GCUUUAUAGAAAACAAGAAAGUUUUUUUACAGUAAGCAAGCAUGAGCUGUACUUUGAAGAUAGAGCCCCACAUUCGCGGCCAUAUAGCCGGGUGCAAUGGUAGAGUGGACAGAGUCGGUGCUAAGGCAGAGCAGUGCAGAGACAACCCUCAAAAUUCCACUCAUAUGGCUGCUCUGAUGGAGACACAGGCCAGAGAGAACAGAGAGAGAAAGAGACAAGAACUGGAACUAUUCAAGAGACGCGUCAGACAACGGUCCACUGAAUGGGAGAGAACUAAACAGCGACAGAUUGCUAUCAGCAAUACAGAAACAAUCGCCUCAGAACAGAAGAUUACUGAACAAGCACUAAAGUUGGACAAAACGAAGGUUCAGAGAUCGUUUGAAGUUGGACAGGACAUAGAAGAUGUAUGCACAGUGGCUACACUCACUCCACCAGCAGGAGUGCCCUCCACCGCACAACUGGCCAGGAAUAAACUACUCGCUCUCAGAGGAUCAGCCAGUCCAAAAAAUAUCAAUACUGAUAUCGAGAAGACAUUAUUGGUUCAUUUCGCACCCUCCGUUCAGUACGAGCCUGUGAAUACAAUCAAUCAUCAAAACUCUCCAGUUCAUGCUGUAUCAAAACCACCCAAAAAUGUCCUCAAGUUGAACAAAUUUACAAAUCCUGGACACAUGGAGCAUAUAAAGAAGAAGCAAGCUGCUCUACAGUAUCGUUUAUUCCGAAGAUUGUACUCUGACCUCGAGAGGGAACAAGCUAGACACAAACAACGGCAACUAACUCAAACGCAACAAAUAGAGGCACUAAGAAAAGACAAAGAAGCUACGAGACGACUGAUUGAAGAUGAAGCUAAUGCGUUUGAUUCGUUCUCCACUGUGAGUACUGAGGCUACUGAGGACAGGGAGAGGGCCAGGGAGUGGGCGGAGCUUGUGGUAGUGGAGGAGAGGAAGCAACAGCUGCAGAAAUCCAAAGAGAGUGAGCGUUUUGCAGAAGCUUUGAAGGCAAGAUUGAAGGAGAAGCUGAAGACGAAGGAAGUUGCUGCACUGCCACUGUGUUCCUGUGGCACCACUAUAUGGGACGCAGAUCCAUUCACGUGUGCUAACAACUGUCCCUUCUACAGAAACCCUGAAGCUCUGGAGAAGGCUCUUGCUGCUCAGUUACAAUCAUUGGAACUGUGAUGUACUAGCUAGCUAGCUAAGAACUGGUUUUCCUAUUAAUAAGUGUAUUCAUCAUCUUCAAACAUUACUUUUAUCUCUGUAAGAUAUGCAGCUGUUUUCUGAUUUUCAAUGAAACAUUUGAACAG